Molecule: messenger RNA, 4072 nt
Organism: Penaeus monodon (black tiger shrimp)
Lineage: Eukaryota; Metazoa; Arthropoda; Malacostraca; Decapoda; Penaeidae
Source: RefSeq, a predicted model, not a curated record
AUGACUCCUGAGAAACCUUACUCUCAUGUACGACCCACCAUCGUGCCAAACUCGGUCAAAAGCUCCAGAAAGACCCAAGUGCAAGAAUGCUGCAGAACAUCUCCCUAUCUAAAGUUUCGUGCUAAGCAGCUCACAGCCCCCGUGCCGACGUUCAUCAACUGCAUCGCGGAGGACACCCUCGUCCCCCUCUUCAGCGCCACCGCCACGGGCCCCAACCUCACCGCCUUGGCAGACCAGCCGACGUGCACCACAGCCUGCCUGCAGGAUGGCUACACGCACGCGGGACUCACCGAGGGCCUUUUCUGCCUGUGCGGGAGUCCGGACCCCGCGGUUGUGGCAGCGAGCACAGUCGGAACUUGCACCAUAUCCUGUCCGGAUGGGUUAGUGGAGUGUGGAGACGUCGACCCUACCAUCGCGGGCGUUUACGACACGGGCGGGGGCAGUCCUAACUUCACGCUCGUGGCUGUUCAUGACGACGCCCUCGGGAUCACCCUCACCAUCACCCCGGAGUCGUCUGGGGCUACGUUCCUCGUCGACUACGACUACGGAGCCCCCGUGUCGUACGUGAACCAGUCCAUCUCGGCCCUGGUUGCCACGGACCACGUCACGGACCCGUACUUGGUUCCUGGGACGUACGAGGUCGUAGUGAUGAGCAUGAUCGAAGGAACACACUUCUGGUCCAUCGACUUCGCCAACCUCACCAAGACGUCCACACCGAUGACCGAGGCCGUGGAUUGCCCUGUGGUGUGGGAACCGGACGAGCUCUACUAUUGCAACGUGUCCGUGACGAUGGCCGAUGAUGACGAUGUCUUCACGGCCACGUUCGACGACGAUCUCUCCUCGGUCGCCAUAAGCAACCUAGGAACCAUCUUCUACCGCCUGGGCAACCCUCCCCCUCGCUUCCUCUCCUCCUCCGUGCUCCCCCCCGCCGAUCUCGCCGGGGACGUGUGGCUGACCUAUCACUCGGUGGCGAAGGAGGGCGAGAUCCUGGCCUUCGACAUGUACGCGGCCGAAGGAGGAGCUUUCACUGUCAGCAUAAAGCGACCGACGUGUGCGAGUGGCGUUUACUGCCCGCACAUCAGGGGCUGCAUGGCGGUGUGCCCUUAUGACGUCACCACGGACUCGCACACUUGCCCCGCCCCCCACGCCUUCUGCACCUUCAUCAGGAACUGCGGCGCGGCGGGGACCUGUCUGGCGCCCGAGAGCACACCCACAUGGGCGGACGUGCCAGGGACCGUGUUUGCGAGCAGUUUCGCCGCCGAGGGAUUCCUGAGACAUCUGCUGCCGGCUCCUGUCUUGCUGCUGCCGGGUGACGUCAUCAACAUCGUGGGACCAAUCGGGAUGAUGGAAAAAAUCGGCCCAUACGGAGAUGAGGUGAACGGCGUGGCGACCCAAAACCACCAUUACGUCGCGGCGAUCAUGAAACAGCCGACGCCCGUGCAAGUGGCUCAUAUCUGCACGGCGGUCAACGUGGAUGUGACGCUCACCGUGGUGGAUGAUGUGGCCGUAACGCUAGCCAACGUGACGUCAUGCGAGAGGAACAUCACGGACAUCGCCAUGGUCGUUUCGCAGAUUGAGACGGACACCUACAACGGAACCGUCAACCAGAUGGGGCCCUACUACGUAAGGUCCAACACCCUCGUCGUCUACACCAUCUCCUUCAGCGUGGCAGGACCGAUACAUGUGACCUUCACGUACGAGCCCGACUUUGGUGUGAAUGACACCUUUUCUGACCUUAAUGACUUCCCUCUUGGCACUGUGCCACACGAGCUCAACCACACUGUCACCCACACCAUACCCGACAUGUAUAUAGUGACGGUUUCGGCGGAGAACAAGCACAACAUCAUCCCCGGGCCAGUGACAAACUACAUCAUACUCUAUGUGCAGCAUGAGGUCGUUACAACAUGGACGGUUACUCCCGAUGCUGCGAUGCUGGCCUUCCUCAUCCCGUCAGAAAUCCCCACAUUCCGCUUCAUCGACACCGCCGCCGCCAACUUCCCCACCAACGCCUCCGUCAGGAUCGACUGGGGGGACGCCACGCCCUUGGAGACCCUGUUGUUCGAGGACCCGGGAGACCAGCAGCCCCUUUUCCAACACGUCUACGCCGCCGACGGGAUCUACAACGUCACGGCUUACAUCUACAACAUCGUUUCGGGAUUCGAAGUCUAUUGCACGGUCACGAUUGUUGAGGAGAUCAUAGACUUCGCGAUCAUCAACAAAUACUAUCCUACUUUGACAUCUCUUGAAGGAAGGCCAGGAUUUGGCAAGAUUAAGAACCAGUAUCCUAUGGACAAGAAUUUGACCUUUGCCCCCACGAUGACCCAGGGAACGGUGGAUUACUAUACGGUCGAAUUCACCCUCAAUGAUUCAACGAUUUUCACCUUUAACGUCAUCGACCCGUUCCAGCCACUGGCGAACGAAUUCCAUUAUCACUUUGAUUUCGAGACUUUCCUGAACCUGACGGUGUUCGCGGUAAACAUGUUCCAAAGUGUCCCUGUGGACCUUUUCGUGGAGAUCGUCGGCCAGGUGCGCGUGGGAAUCAUCGACGACUUCGCGAUCGUCACUGGAAAGAACGAAACCAAGACGUUCGAGGUAUCCUUCGAGAGCCUCGGAGGAGGAACCUGCCUGGUCAUCGACUUCGGGGAUUCGAGUCCUCUGGUGUCCUACGGGGAAGAGAUCACCUGCAAGACCAACUUUUCCCACGCCUUCUACUACCCGGAGCCUCUCCUGGAAAUCAUCAACAAUUUCACCCACGUCUAUGCCGCCGAGGGCGUCUACAACAUGAGCAUCUUCGCCUACAACCCCAUCAGCGUCACAACCGACACCCUCAUGUUCUGCGUGACGUCGAUCAAGUGCCGUCCUCCCAAGGCCGAGGUUUUAGGAGGCACUCUGGACUACCUUUCGGCGCCUAAACUCUACCGGGGCGAGAUUAAUUCCGUGGCGGCGCUGGGCCAGGUCGAUUGCGAGGUCACCAGCAAGACCAAAAAGCGCUGGCAGAUCUACCACGUGGACGCCGACACCGGAGCCACCAUGCAGCCGGUCAUCAUUAUGAACAUUAUUACCUCCUGGAAUAAGCCCGAGAUUUCGAUACCCAAGCUAUUCCUGACGUAUGGCUACUACAUUCUCACUUACUCGCUGACGAUGUGGGAUCCGCCCGUGCUGGACCCCGCGUGGCCGUUCCAGAAGCAGGCCGACACCUACAUCGAGAUCGUGAAGACGCCCAUCAUCGCCAUGAUGUUCGAGGCGGCGCUGACGAGGGUGGUCCGCGGACUCAUCCAGACGGUCGACCUCGAGCCAGGCGUCUACUCCAUCGACCCGGAUUUCCCCGACGAGAAGAACUUCACCAUCGUCUGGAGGUGCCGCGUGGUGGGCGAGGCGUGGCCGGCAGCUGACACGACUCCGAAGGCCAUCUGGACCAAGGGCACGGGCGGCGGGUGCUUCGGGAACGGGCCAGGCUUGCUCGACCACACCGACACCACCCUCAGUCUUCUCGGCUCCGACUUCAUGACCCACGGACAGACCUACGAGUUCGAGGCCAUCGUGAAGAAGGAUACGAGGAGCACCGUGGCUCUCGGGCAGGUCGUGGUGGUGGACGGUGUGCCGCCCAUCAUGAGAGUGCAAUGUGUCGACCCUGCUCUUUGCAUUCCUGACGGGGACGGUGUGUACGUCAACCCUUCCUUCCGCAUUGGGCUGCUGUCAGAGUGCGUGGAUUAUUGCGACAACGACAUUUCCUAUCUGUGGGAGGCCGCUGAUGGCAACGACGUGGCUUUUCCUUCCAUCCCGGCGCACUUUCCGCUGGGUGCCACAUCCAACGAACUGGCCUUCAGUACUCAGUUUUUCGACGACAACCCGAACCUCCAAGACCUAAGAAUCUCCUUACACUCUACGGAUAAUUCGCAGCCUGUCACAGGAGGAGGAGCCUACUUCAUGAAGGUGAACCAGCGGCCCGUCGGAGGAACCUGCGCCCUCGCCAAGCCGCCGCUGGAAAGAGCUCUCAUCGACACCUACAUCCUGUCGUGCGAGGGCUGGGUCGAUCCGGAGAACAAGGGCAUUAAGAGCUACAAUGUGUGGC